CGGUAUAGUACUGUGCUGUGUUGGUAAACGUCCGCAUUAAGUCUGGAAUUGUAUCACAUGAUACCACGACCUCCGUUUGACGCGCUCAGCUCUCGAGCAAACUGCAUCAUCCUGUUGAAAAUGAUGGCAAAAGUUUGCCAAGCGGAAGGCGUGCCGAUUAUUUGUGAUGCUGGAUCGCCAAAGUCAGACAUAUCGCCAGCUGCAGCUGAAAAAGCAGCACACAAACUGCAGCUUAACAAGCGCUAUUUUACAAGCACUGGAGGCAUCUUGACCGAUAUUGCCUUGUUCUCCGGUAUUGUGGCAACAUUUUCAUUUGAAUUGGAAAAAUUGGAAACAAAUCCGAGGUUUCGCUGGGAAUUGUACGAGUAUGCGGUUCUUGCAUCAUGGUUGUAUUUAGCAGUUUUCGUCGCAUUCGUCGGAUUUUCCGCACACAAAAAGCUUCGGAUCGGCGAAUGUGCCAUGAAUUUUAUUGUAACUGGACAGUCUAUCGUUUUGUCGCUGUUAAUAUCCUGCCUAACAUUCGCCUUGACUUUGGGAAGUGUACAAAAUCCGGAUCCAGGUUUUUCUGUCGCACCAAGGGCGGCAAGUUGUGCUUUUGCGUUCCUGGAAAGUCUCGCUUUGUUCUUCACUGCCGCUGUCACCUAUCUCCAUAUGACGAAACGGUAUCAUGCUCCGGCUUUCGAUUGAGAAUGAAUUUGAUAUCUACUGUUGGCGCUAAAUGUUCGCGUCACUUUGCGGUGACAAAUCAUCAAUCUGUUUAUGGCUAUUGCUCUUAAGGGUUUUUUUCUGCUAAUCUUUCGCAGCUCGAUUUUUGCCAGAACUCUAUGAUUGCUUCAUAAAGCCUUCAUUCAUUGUGCUUUCAAAAUUAAGAGCAUGUAAACCUGGUUAUUUUGCUCAUAAGCGUGAAUAAUGUAUUGAAGAAUGAUAUUAAUCCUAGACAGCAUUUGCGCUACAAAUCUUUUAUUACAUAUUA
Molecule: messenger RNA, 973 nt
Organism: Paramacrobiotus metropolitanus
Lineage: Eukaryota; Metazoa; Tardigrada; Eutardigrada; Parachela; Macrobiotidae
Exons: 5
Coding region: 58-687 (209 amino acids)
Source: RefSeq, a predicted model, not a curated record